AGCCAGAAAGGUGAGAGAAGAAGAAGAAGAAGAAGAGGAGGCGUGGCUAAACAGAGUUAAUCCACUAUGAUCCUGUGAGUCAGUCUUAGUCCCUUCUACAUAAAUCUACCAGUACCUCACUAGAAGGAGAUAUAAACAGAGACAAGGAAGUCCAAAACAAACUAAUCAAUCUAACAGAAAACAUUUAAAUUCUUGAAUUCAUCCCUUUGCUUCUUCUGGAUUAUCAUCAUUAUCAGACUGGGACAACAGCAGAGGAACAUGGCGCUCAUGAAGUCUGGCUGGCUUUGGAGACAGACUCCUGUCCUCAAACGCUGGAAGUUUAACUGGUGUGACCUCUGGAUAGACGGGAGUCUCUGCUUCUACAAAUCGGAAAGCAGGCGAGAUUUGGAGCACCGCGUCAGCCUCAAAACAGUGUGUGUGGAUGUGAGAUCUGGACUGGAAUGUGGAGAUGUUAAUCCACCAGAGAGUAAUCCCAAGGAGAACCGCAUCGGGAUUCAGCUCAGAAACGGCUCAAAUGUGAACCUGUGUGCCAACAGCGAGGAUGAAUCCAUAGCAUGGAAAAUGUCUCUGCUCGAGACCAGGAGAAACCCGGUGUUCACAUAUGACCCAUAUGAUGACUCCUACCAGGAAGUCCCCAUCAACAGAUACCACACAGUCUACAUCACACCUGGAGCAGGACCUGGCACCCACCAGGUGAUCGUGCAGAGGGACCCGUUCGAUGGAGUGAUGGAGAAUCUCGCUCUGGGAUUAGUGGCAGGUGUAGCAGCAGGGACAGCCAUGAGGUCUUUCCUCUGGAUGCCCUUCUUCUUCUGCUGAGAUGAUCUUCAGUCACCGACAUGAUGACGCUGCACAAAGUCUGUCUGUUCACAUGGACUGGAUGUACCGGGACAUCUGCAUGUGUAGAAAGCCUUUUCUUUCUUCUAGAUCUACCUCUAGAUACUAUCGCUUUAAACCAUGUUUGCUGCUCUUCUGGUUUUUCAGUUUCUUUGGGAUGCAAGACCCAAGAUUCUGAAAAGUUGGCUUUAUAAAUGUAUGUUUUUCCUGCAUGUAUACAACAUAUUGAAUGUAUACAUGAUUGUUAACAAAAGUCAAAGAAUCAAUUUUGUUACUGCAUGUUAUUUUGUCUGCUGCCUCCAUUUUACACUUUCUACGCUUGAUUGAAGUGCAGUUUUCACGCUUAAACAAUGAUAGACAAGGUCAUUAGCAAUAGUUAUUCAAAUUAGCAUUUAGAUGCAUGCGAGAAUAAACUGUAAAUAUGAUUUUUAGGACUGUAACCUUUUUAUUCAAUAAAAAUUCUAAGUA
This is a messenger RNA of Labrus mixtus (cuckoo wrasse), 1302 nucleotides long. It is a transcript of the gene plekhb1, whose product is annotated as pleckstrin homology domain containing B1. The transcript has 6 exons. The coding region runs from base 259 to 816 and encodes 185 amino acids. The record is from RefSeq and is a predicted model, not a curated record. Gene Ontology annotation, cellular component: membrane. Gene Ontology annotation, biological process: regulation of cell differentiation. Lineage: Eukaryota; Metazoa; Chordata; Actinopteri; Labriformes; Labridae.